Molecule: messenger RNA, 5515 nt
Organism: Puntigrus tetrazona (Sumatra barb)
Lineage: Eukaryota; Metazoa; Chordata; Actinopteri; Cypriniformes; Cyprinidae
Gene: strn
Product: striatin, calmodulin binding protein
Cellular component (GO): dendrite
Molecular function (GO): protein phosphatase 2A binding; protein-containing complex binding; armadillo repeat domain binding
Source: RefSeq, a predicted model, not a curated record
GGAAACGUCAUGAAGUGACAGCAGCAGCAGCAGCAGCAGAGCGCGGUGAGUCGAGCGCUCGCCCCGUUUCCCGUUCUCGGACGAAAUUCAGCGUCCGUUCGGUCGAUCAGACCUCCGAUUCCCGGCCUAGCCAUGGACGAGCAGGCGGGCCCCGGUGUGUUCUUUAACAACAACAACAACUCGGUUCUUCCCGGUGGAGCGAAAGCGCCUCAACCGGGCGACGGCGGCGGCGGCGGAGAAACGGCCCGCGCUCAGUACAGUAUUCCGGGGAUUUUACACUUUCUGCAGCACGAGUGGGCCCGGUUCGAGGUGGAACGGGCGCAGUGGGAGGUGGAACGGGCCGAACUGCAGGCUCAGAUUGCGUUCCUGCAGGGCGAGAGGAAAGGCCAGGAGAACCUGAAGAAGGAUCUGGUGAGACGGAUAAAGAUGCUGGAAUAUGCCCUGAAGCAGGAGCGGGCCAAAUACCACAAGCUGAAGUACGGGACGGAGCUGAACCAGGAGACUGAAGCCCCCAGCUACGACUCAGAUGAGGGCAACGAGAACGAGGCUCUUCCUGAACCGCCAAACAGUCAACUGAGCUGGAAACAGGGACGCCAGCUGCUGAGACAGUACCUGCAGGAGGUGGGCUACACCGACACUAUCCUGGAUGUGAAGUCUCAGCGGGUCAAAGCGCUGCUCGGACUGGCCGGAGACAGCGGAGAGAGACCCGGAGACAAGAGGAGCGAGCCCAUGGUGAACGGGACCGAGCCGUCCUCGCUGAAGGACAGCACCACCACCAUGAUCGGGAAAGCGGAGAUGUCGGACUCGGCCACGGUGCUGGAAGCCUUCAAGUUCAUCGAGAAAGCCGCCGCUGAGUUCAGUGACGAAGACGAUGACGAGGACAGCGAGGGACAGAACAAGACCAUCAUGGACCUCACCACCAUGGUGAGGAGGAAGGUGUCUCCGUCUCCCUCCUCUUCCUCGGCUGACAUGAGCGACGACUUGGACACGGAGGAGGUUCUGAAGGGCUUUGACUUUCUGGCUAACAGCGAGGACAUGGAGGGCCCGUCUGAAGCGCUGUCCUCCGGAGAGAGAGCCGACUGGGAGAAGGAAGAGCAGAGCCCCUCAGAGUCCUGGGACGUGGAUGAGGGCCUGAUCUCUAAACUCAAGGAACAGUACAAGAAGGAGCGCAAGGGCAAGAAAGGGGUGAAGAGGCCGAACCGCUGUAAGCUGCAGGACAUGCUGGCUAACCUGCGCGACGCCGAGGAUCUGUCGUCCAUCCAGCCUCCGGUGGCUCCUCCGGUCCGCCCCAGCCUGCCCCGACUCAACGAGCAUCCUCUGGGACGCACCGAUGAGGUCGAAGCCCUGACGUUCCCCCCGUCCUCGGGGAAGUCCUUCAUCAUGGGGACAGACGAGACGCUGGAGAGCGAGCUGGGUCUGGGAGAACUGGCCGGACUCACCGUGGCCAACGAGGCCGAGAACCUGUCCUACGACAUCACUAAUAAUAAAGACGCCCUGCGGAAGACGUGGAACCCCAAGUUCACACUCAGAAACCACUUCGAUUCGAUCCGAGGUCUAGCGUUUCACCCCAUCGAGCCGGUCCUGAUCACUGCGUCUGAAGAUCACACGCUCAAGAUGUGGAACCUGCAGAAAACCGCCCCCACCAAGAAGUGUGCCGCUCUGGAUGUGGAGCCCAUCUACACCUUCAGGGCUCACAGGGGUCCGGUUCUGUGUGUGGUGAUGAGCUCCAGCGGUGAUCAGUGUUUUAGCGGCGGUCUGGACGGGACCAUUCAGUGCUGGAACACACCGAACCCCAACAUUGAUCCGUACGACUCAUACGAGCCGUCGGUGCUGCGGGGGGCUCUGUCUGGACACUCGGAUGCGGUCUGGGGUUUGGUGUACAGCUCGGCUCAUCACAGACUGCUGUCCUGCUCCGCUGACGGGACGGUGAGGCUCUGGAGCGCAGCAGACACCUCGCCAGCCAUCGCCGUCUUCAACGAGGACAGAGAGCUGGGCGUGCCGUCGUCGGUGGAUCUGGUGUGCAGCGACCCGGCUCACAUGGUCACGGCCUUCACUAACGGCAGGAUGGGCAUCUUCAACAUGGAGACCCGACAGCUGGUGCUGGAGCUCGAGUCGCUAGCCGCCGGAAAACCCGAUGCGCCGUGUCAGAUUAAUAAGGUUCUCAGUCACCCGACGCUGCCCAUCACCAUCACAGCUCAGGAGGACCGACACAUCCGAUUCUACGACAAUAACACAGGCAAGUUGAUUCACUCUAUGGUUGCUCACCUGGACGCUGUCACCAGUCUUGCGGUGGAUCCUAACGGCCUCUAUCUGAUGUCUGGUAGUCACGACUGCUCGGUGCGUCUGUGGAACAUGGAGAGCAAGACCUGCAUCCAGGAGUUCACGGCCCACAGGAAGAAGUUCGACGAGUCCAUCAACGACGUGGCGUUCCACCCCACCAAGUGCUACAUCGGCAGCGCUGGAGCCGACGCCCUCGCCAAAGUCUUCGUAUGACCUCCGACCUCCGACCAAGACGGCUUCCACGAACUGAUGCGCGGCGAGGCCUGACCUCGCAGGGACCGCUCUGAUGAUCCGGGCAGGCCUGGGUGCUCGAGGGGAGGUCGACGAACACGGAGGAACGCCAGAGGAACCUCCAAACACCUCCUCCGUUCGCAGGAAGCUGGCUGCUUCCCAACACUCCUGCGGUUUUAGCUCUCCUCUCUGUUUUUUUUCCCGUCUUGUGUUCGCUCCUUUUUAACGAUGUGCCUUUUGCUACGAACAGUCUCGAGAAACGCAGAUUCUCUCCGAAUUAUUCCCUUUCGAAUUAUCCUAUAUACGAAAAGAGCGCGUUGAACUUAAUGCUUCUUCUCUCGACGAUGAAUUCAAGUUGUACAUAAUAUAACAUAAAAAUAACUCAAUUUCUACAUGCUCGUGUCCAGAUAUAAAUUCAGACACUUAUUUCGCCUCAAAAUCGAGAAAGUAAAGCCUGUUUUUAAGCUGCUUCCUCUUUUUUUUCCGUUGUGGCAUAGCUUACCGAACGUCAAAUUAAAAAAAAUAGCGAUUUUGUGGCGAAAUACGUCCCGGGUGACGUUCUUGAGAUUUAAGUCUUAAACGCUCCCGAUCCGUUCGGCGUCUCGGUUUAGCGCUGCGUUAAAUACUCAAGCUGUUACUUUGCGCGUAAACCCGAGUCGAUCCGGUAAAAGCCGCCUGUUCUGAGAAAUCGACUUUGUGACGUACCGACAAACGCGGAGACAAAAGUUUUUAGAUUUAGAGCGGCCGCUGAAUAUUCGUCAACGUGAUAAUGCGAUAAGUCUUAUAAUAGUUUGAAUGUGUUGCAGUUUUUGACAAGCUGUACUCAAAAGUACAAUGAUUCGGAAGUCUAUAUUCGUCGGAGAUCUGUUAAUUUAUUUUUUGCCUCUCUUGUUUUGCUUGUAAUGCCAAACGCAUUAGAUUUUCGCUUCAGGAAGGGACGAGCGGCUGCGUUGCGUACGUAAACCCCUUCGGCCGGUUCCUCUGACGUCGGCGUCGCUCGCUCAUCCUCACCUUCUCUACCUGCACAGGUGGUGGUUUGUGUAUUAGCCGAAAAUGAUUUGAAAUCUAUUUUAUAUGUAAUAGUUUGAAGCGGAUACUAGUGUUUUUUUUUAUCAUCGUGUGACUGGCGACCGAGGUUGCAAACAGGCCGUGACCCGAGUCUCCUGCAGGUUGAGGUUUGUUUGUUUUUUUUUAUUUGAAACUCUUCUGGUUUAUUUGAAUUCGUCUGUGAUUACUUGAACUAUCUGGGCGUGCGUGUGGGGUCUGCGUGUUUUUAACUGCUAGGGUAGAGACUUUCUGCUUUUAUCGGGAAUCGUUUGCCUUUAACUGAUGACGUGAGCACUACAAGACGAGCGGAGGGUUUGUGCGUUUCCUUCAGGUCUGUGAAAAGUGACGCGAGUUUGCUACUCUACCAAAUGAUGAUAAAGGACUGGUUUAGACGAACGUGAAAUCCGUCACCGUUUACUCACCUUCAUGUCACUGCAAACUUAUAGAAGCUGGUUUCUGACGCGAUUACUUCGUUUUCGCAGAAUUAUGGGUUCGAGAUGUUAUUGCGAUUUUUUUUUUUUUUUUUUUUUUUUUUUUUUUUUUUUUUUUUUUUUUUUGGUUAACAUCGCGCUUUUUUAUUUUCGCAACGGAAAAAGGUAAAUGCCAAUUUUUUUUUUAUCUCACAAUCUAAAGUUUUAGCACCGUGAGAUCUAAAAUCGUGAGAUAAAAAGUCACAGUUACCUUUUUUUUUAAUUCCAUGUCAGAAUUUGCGAAAAUUAAACUGCAAGGCGUGAACUCGAAAUUCGCGGAGCUGCACGAUAAAAAGUCGCAGUGGCCUUUAUUUCUGUUCGUAUCUCGUAAUUUUGACUUUGUACUCAGACUUGCGAGUUUAAAUCCGAAUUGAGUGAUGAUGAAAAAUCGCAGUUACUUUUUUUCAUUUGUUCCGUGGCGGAAAUAAAAAAAACUGAAUUACGAGUAAAUUUUCAACAAAAAACUUAACUUAGGACUGCAAGGAAACCUGCGAUUUUGAGUUUAUAUUUUCUGAGUUUAUAUAAACUCAUAAUUGCAAAAAAGUCUAAAUUGAGAGUAAUUGAGCAUUUUUUUCUCAGAAUCCCAGAAUACAGUUUAUAUCUGAAUUGUGAGAUAAAUUUUUUUUGUUGUGAAAACGGCCUAUCCUACAAACCCAUUUUAAGGUGUGGAAAACUCUCUUUUUACCAUUGCAUUUAAUGAAGACAAAUAAACGGGAUUGGAUCGACAUGACGGUGAAUAAACGGUACUUUUUUCAUUUUUGGGUUCUGUUCCUUUAAAUCCGGAGCGCGUUUGACGCUAAGCUCGCGCGCAGAGGUUUGGGACGUUGCUAGGGAACCGCGUGCGUGCGUGCGUGCGUGCGUGCGCGUCCGUGUUUUCGUACCAGUAAAUAUAUUUUCUGAUUUCGUUCAUUUUGGUGCGUAUUAAUUUUAGAUAUAUAAGAAAGAAUCUCAAUAUGUAUAGUUUUAAAGUAUUGAUCAACAAUCUAUUUAUGAACCAGAAUACAGUGUAUAUUAACCUGCGAAGCUAACCGUGAAGAUUAACCGAUGUUUGUGAUACUAGUCGUGCGGGAGAGUUUAGUUCGCGCCACCUGCUGGUCAGAGAUGGGAACUGUACAGCUGACUCGGCUACUGAAGAUGCUGAAGCGCUAUUGAUCGACGCGAUUUGAUUAUUCGGUCACCGAGCGAUUGACGUGCUUACCGGAAACACCAGAGCAUUUAAAGGGAACGAUGACACGAUUUGAUUGGACGGUCGGCCGAUGACGUCAUGACGGGACGCGCCUGUAUAGAGCUGUCGCUGAACUUUGAACCCUUUGGUUGUAUAGAGUGAGUUCGGAAAGAUCGUGUUAAUAAAUGCUAUACUCCUCUUGUACAUAUUUUAUUAUUGAUAUUACUGUUUAUUCUUGAUUUCCCGUUGUAUUCUCUUUUUUCCCCCCUCAGAUGGACAUUUAUCAAUAUAAUACAAUAAUAAAAGAAUAUGUUGUAUUUCA